CGGAUGAGUAAGGCAGCGCCGUCACGUCCUUUUCGCGCUCUCAGAUUAUUCAUUACAUCACUGCAUGUCUUCAAGAUAGGGAAAAGAUCUCAAAAGCAAUACACGAUGGUCGAAGCAAUGAGGGACGCGCCUACGCCUCGCAAAAGAGGCCGGCCACGAGCAGCGACGGGCAAUCAGCAAAUUCCCGACAAACGUCGAAAGCAGCUUCGCGUCGCGCAGCAAGCAUAUCGCAAUAGAAAAGAGACUACGAUCGUCAAUCUGCAAUCUCGUGUACAGGAACUCGAGUCGGGCAUCGAAGAGCUCAGCGAGUCGUUCCUUUCCUUCAGUAAUCUCCUGUUCGAGGCUGGGAUUCUCCAAGACCAGCCCCGUGUCACAGCUGCUUUGCAAAAAAUCACACAGCAAUGCGUGUCGCUUGCCAAAAGUGGCUGCGGCGAGGCCGAACAAGCAACUGCAGCCCCGGCGGAGGUAUCGCUAUCGACGUCUCCCACGCUCAGCGACACACAAGAUACAGUCUCAAAUUACAAUCCACUUAUAACGCAACUUGAUUCAUUGCCAAUAAUCGGUGACGCUUUCCAGUCCUCGUCGGACCUUCCGACUCAAUGGUCUGGGCUAUUACAACUACCCCCCACGCCACCCUUCCAAGAACAACCAAUCCUACCAUUCGGAACAGUCUUACCAUCCAUCCCUAGUCCUACCUUGGAUUUCCCGACCAUAGUACCGCCCGACAAUCUCUCAAAGCAAGAGCGCUGGACACUCUCACACCGUCUGGUCCGACAAUGCUGCGAGACCGGAUACUAUCUAUUAACAAACUCAUCUGGAGACGAUCCAAUAGUCAAAGCAAUCUUCGGCAAACCAUUAUCCAUCGACGAGCGCAACCGCUAUAUCUCCAGAUUUCUCGCCGUCAUGCACGACGAAGUAGGAGACACGAUCGAGAUAAGUUCAAAAGUUCUCAAUUCAAGGAGGAAUAGCUACUCGCCUGAACAACUCGCCGUUUCCUCUCGAACGUGGCAAACUGUCAAUGAAUCGGUUGCUGAUGAGUGGAUGGAUGCGAGUGGUGUGCAAAAGUUUCUACAGCGGCGAGGGAUUCGUCUUCGGGACCCGAGCUCGGCCCUCUACGGUCCCCAGGUUAAUUCAGCUCCGCAGCUCGACGCAGUGAGCUUCCUUAAAUAUCUUUCCCUCGCCACUAUCUGUCUCGGUCGCGGACCAGCUUUCCGAAAGCGUGAUGUUGAGACUGCCAUUCGCCUUGCAACCCUUGAUGAUCCUUGGGCGGUUAAUAAUGUGUGCGAAAUACCAUGAAUUAUGUAUAAUACCAUCAAUUGUCCUCAAUAUUAAUAAUCUACGCUUACUUUGCAUGAUGGGACGAUCACAAG
Molecule: messenger RNA, 1370 nt
Organism: Penicillium brasilianum
Lineage: Eukaryota; Fungi; Ascomycota; Eurotiomycetes; Eurotiales; Aspergillaceae
Source: the annotation of a GenBank genome assembly